Megalobrama amblycephala (Wuchang bream) is the source of this 872-nucleotide messenger RNA. RefSeq lists its product as uncharacterized. The transcript is spliced from 3 exons. Lineage: Eukaryota; Metazoa; Chordata; Actinopteri; Cypriniformes; Xenocyprididae. The coding region runs from base 18 to 872 and encodes 284 amino acids. The record is from RefSeq and is a predicted model, not a curated record.
UGCGGCGGGCAGUCGGAAUGGAGGAAAAAACAGUUGCAAGACUCAAAAGAAGAAUGAGUGCAGAAGGAACUAAUACAAAACUGCCCAGAAGAGCGCGAAACCCUCCGAAAAAGAUGAGUUUGUAUGAACCAGACCCCAGCUCCCCCAGAGAUAACCAAGAUGGACUUUUUGUAUUUUUGACCUUUGAAGAUGGAUACACAGCAAAGAUUUUUAAUCUCUGUGAUAUACUAAACAAAGAUGAUAAACCCAUCGCUUGCUUUAGAGAUCUGACACCAGGAGAAGAAGUACUUGCAAGAUGGUCUGACAAUAAGUUCUACAAAGCUACAGUAGACUUCACUGGAACAGCUGACAAAACGGUGGAUACCAAGAAGGCGACUAAGAAGGACAUGAAAAAAAGAGAUGCAGCUGCACAAAGAUUCUACAACCUUCCAUUCCUACCUCAAGCAGGCCAGUCCACCUCUGCACAGGAUCACCUAAAUACUUUGGACCAAAAUGUCAUUCAGCCUCCAACAACCUGGCCAGUGUACCAGCCUCCACCCACAGAGUCAUUUCUACCUGUCCAGCCACAGCUCCAGCAUGCAACUGCCUGGCCACAGUACCAACUUCCAGUUUCCCAGUCAUCACCAAAUACGCCACAACAUUACCAGCAUUCACCAUUCCAGUCGCUCAACCAGUAUCGAACUACUCUGUCUCCAAUUCCACACAAUUCCAGGCCUUUCGCAGUAUUCAAAGCAUCACCAGCCUCACACAGCACUACCCACACCUUCAGACCAAACACAACAGCAGCCUGUUUUGGCAGAUUUGGAUCAGCGGAGACAGCCACCAGCUCCUACAGCCAAAGAAAGCUUCCUCAAAAUGUUGCACAGUCCUAA